AUGGCUAAAAGAGCCCCAAAUUUUACUCAAAGUGAAAUAGAAUGGUUGUUACACUAUGUUGACAAAAAUAAAAAUGUGCUGGAAUGUAAGAAAUCGGAUGUCAAUACAUAUGGAAUGAAAAUAAAAACUUGGAAAAGGAUCGAGGAGGAGUUCAAUGCCUCAAGCAAUGGAGAGCAUCGUUCCACCCAGGUUCUUAGAAAGAAAUGGGAAAACGUGAAGAAAAGGGCAAAGGAAAAGGCAGCUGAGGAAAAACAUGAAAUAAUUACUACUGGUGGAGGUCGUGCAUCUUCAACAAAAUUCAGUGAUGAGGAAAAGAGAGUAAUUGAAAUUAUAGGAGAAGAGCAAGUAUCUGGAUCAAGAUUUGAAUUUGAUUGUGACAAUG
Acyrthosiphon pisum (pea aphid) is the source of this 382-nucleotide messenger RNA. Its product is annotated as myb/SANT-like DNA-binding domain-containing protein 3. NCBI's taxonomy places the organism in Eukaryota, Metazoa, Arthropoda, Insecta, Hemiptera, Aphididae. The transcript is spliced from 2 exons. The annotation marks the transcript as partial. Gene Ontology annotation, cellular component: nucleus. The record is from RefSeq and is a predicted model, not a curated record.